AUGUCUUCUAAAUUGCCUCCUAAAAUUAUAAAGUUUGAUUCUGGAUAUGAAAAGCGUAAAAAAAAAAAACUUGAUGAGUUAACUCAGUCUCAAUUGGGAGCUCUUGAUAAAUUAAUAAUAAAAGAAUCAAAAAAUUUAGUUGAUAAUCAUAAUGCUGGUAAUGUUGAUGUAGAAAUUCUUGAAAAUGUGGUUACUACUGAAAAUAUGGAAGAUAAUGUUGAUGUUAAUGCUACUGAAAAUAUGGAAGAUAAUGUUGAUGUUAAUGCUACUGAAAAUAUGGAAGAUAAUGUUGAUGUUAAUGCUACUGAAAAUGAUAUCGUAGACGUUGAAAAUGUCGAUGUUGAAAAUGUUGAUAAUGUUAGUGACAAUGGAAAAGAUAUAUUUGAUCCGAGAAUUUGGGAUUCUCUUGAUUCCAAAAGUAUUGAUUUAUUAGCUACAAAAGGUCCUAAAAGAGAUUUCUCUAUUGUGAAGGGUCCUAAAGAUAAAUCGUCUAGACGCUUUACGGCUAAUUUGUAUACUAGAGUUUUAUCAAACGGAGAGAAGUGUGAUAGAGAUUGGCUUAUUUAA
Vicia villosa (hairy vetch) is the source of this 567-nucleotide messenger RNA. RefSeq lists its product as uncharacterized. Bases 1 to 567 code for a protein of 188 amino acids. The record is from RefSeq and is a predicted model, not a curated record. Lineage: Eukaryota; Viridiplantae; Streptophyta; Magnoliopsida; Fabales; Fabaceae. The transcript has a single exon.